GCGAGAUCUCGCAAGCGCCAAAAAUUUGAAAAUAUUUACAAAUUUCGGAGAUAUAUUUCGAUGAUUCUACGCAUUUGCUGGACAUUGAACUUAAAUACUUACAGCUAUAUGUAUUGAUCCCGUACUGUAGUUCGACAGUAACCAUGAAAGGGGAUGGUAACUCAAGUUCACUAUCUUCGACUUCUGGAGAUGGGGACUCGAUCAAGGUGUACCUGCGGGUACGCCCCAUGGACAGUUCCAUAGACAGCAGCACUAAUUGCUUAGAUGUAAACACAAACAGAAAUUCAAUUGUCAUGCAAUGCAAACCUGAGCCAAAAUUAUUCACAUAUGACUGUGUAGGGGAUUCUAAUAUAACACAGGACAGCGUGUUCCAAACAGCAGCAACUGACAUCAUAGAAUCAAGCAUUAGUGGCUAUAAUGGGACCAUAUUCGCUUAUGGUCAAACAGGGUCAGGUAAAACAUACACAAUGUUAGGACCUUCUGAACUGGAGAGCUUCCAGAAUGACAAGCGAGGACUGAUUCCACGCAGCUUUGAGCACCUUUUCCAAAAUAUCCGGGGUAAAACUGAAUCUACUGACAAUGAUACAAAAUGGGAGUUCCUUAUCAAAGUGUCAUUCCUUGAGAUCUACCAAGAACAAGUGUAUGACUUACUUGAUACAACAGCUGCCCCUAAGCACCUGAGGGAAGACAUCAAGAGAGGGGUCUAUGUAGAAGCUCUCACUGAGUAUACUGUCAGCAAUGCAGCUGAGGCUUACGAGGUGUUAUCCACUGGUUGGAACAGCCGCACUGUAGCAAGCACACAAAUGAACAGAGAGAGUUCAAGAAGUCAUGCUGUGAUGACUGUCACCAUAGAGUCAAAGGAGACCAGAGGAGAAGUAGAGAAUGUUCGGAUGUCCCAGUUACAUCUCGUUGAUCUCGCAGGUUCCGAGAGGCAGAAAGACACAAAUGCCGUUGGUGGUCGAUUAAAAGAAGCAGGGAGCAUAAAUAAAUCUCUUUCCACUCUUGGACACGUCAUGAUGACGUUGGUAGAGAAAGGAAAGGGAAAACAGCGGUUUGUGCCAUAUAGAGACUCCAAGUUGACCUUCCUUCUUAGGGAUGCUUUGGGGGGCAAUGCCAAAACAUUUAUGAUUGCAUGUGUACAUCCUGGCUUCAAGUGUAUAGGGGAGACUUUAUCAACUCUCCAAUUUGCCAGAAGGGCAAAGAUGAUCAAAAACAAGGCUGUUGUAAACGAGGACACAAGGGGGAAUAUACUGGCCCUACAGGCUGAAAUUAAAUACCUGAAGAUGUGUUUGGCAUCAAGUGGCAUUGAAAAUAUGUCACAACCAUCAGGUGAUACCACAGAGCCCAAUGAACCAGCCACAGAAAGUACUGACCCUGGGGUGGAACAGUGGAAGAAGAACUUCAUUGAUGCCAUGCUGUAUGUUGAACAGAUGCAGAGAAAGAAACAGUUACUUGAAGACAAAGUAAAAGAUGCUGAGAAGCUAUUAGAGGAGAAAAGCAAGGCAAUACAGAGACAAGAGAUGAUGUUCAAGUACAAGAAUAGCCGUAUAGACCAAUUGUUGAAACCAGGGAGAGACAUAGAUUACCAACAAUUAAAUACUGACCUGCAACAGGAGAUAGACCUGAGGCACAAAGGGUGUAGGCGUAUAGACGAAUACAUACAACUGGAUACCAGGAGAAAGCUCUUAGAGAGAGAAAGAACAGAUUUACUCAACCAAGAGUCAUACAGACUUGGGAGGGCGACAGAUCAGAAGCGUGUCCAAGAACUACUAAAUGAACUACAGAAGCUUCAACGUAGUGAGGAGCUCAGAGAUGGUGGGAUGGGGAAGUCAACACCAAGUACAAGUGAGAGAGAGGCUACUGUUGCCAUAGGAACUGAGCGAUUGAAAUCUCAAAUACAAGACAUGCAAGCUGAGAUGGAAUCAGUUAGACAAGAAAAAGAAGAAAUGAAAGAAGGUUUUCGUAAAAAAGAAAUUGAGCUACAAGCUGACAUCGAGGCAAAGGAUUCCUAUAUACAAGAACUGGAGACUAAAUAUAAGGCAACCAAAGCAAAGAAUGCAGCAUCACACCAACUUCAUAAUGACUUGAUCAAGAGAUUAACUCCAACGAAGUCUUCAUUGAAGUACAACUUGCGUAAUCGCCCUGUAUUAGGCCCCAGGGAUAGCCUGACCCCAGGUGGCUACUCUGAUGAUGAAGAGGGUAUCUCUGAUAUGUUGGCACCUCAACAGAUGAUUGAUGAGGAGAAAGAGACUCUCAGGGAAGAGCUUCAUAAAGUCAAGGAUGCUAAUCUUGAAGUUGAGAAGAAGUUGGAAGCAGCAGAGGCAGAUCUCAUAAUGACAAGACAAACCAGGUCUAAGCUGGAGCAUCAAAAUGAGAAACUGGAAGAUUUGUUGAACAAAGAGAGAUGUGAAUGGAAGGAACAAGCGAAUCAGCUGAAUACCAAGAUACAAUCGCUACAGAAAGACAUCAAUGAUAUCACUUCUCAACUUUCAAUGAAAGAAAGUGAAGUGAUUGAUCUAUCUUGUAUGAUGGACAAUGCUGAGAGAGAAAAGAAAUCAAUGAAGCAAGACCAGGACCGUCAGGCCCACCUAUUGGCAGACCACCAAACUAGAGUUCUCGUUCUAGAAGCAGAGAGUGCCAAAGUGUUGAAGCAAUUUGAAGAAACACAAAAGGAUUACUUCACAACCAGAGAUCGAUCAGAAUCACUCCAAGUAGAAGUAUAUGCGCUGGAAAGUAACAUAGAAGAAGCAAGAACUAAACUAGAAGAGGUGACACAGCUCAAUAUGCAACUGGAGGCAGAGUUAAAGGAUACCCACAACAGACUAAAGCAACAGGAGCAGUCCAAUAUAAACCUGCUACAAGACAAAGACCAGGCCACACAAGAACUGGUGCAGGAGAAAGGUUCGCUGGAGGGAGAAUUAACAAAGGUGACCAAAGAGAAAGACACUCUCCAAGCAGAGCUGGAUGAAGAGAGAAACAAGCUGGUAGAGGUCCAGGAGAAGCUUGCUGAAUCUACAAGACUGAAUGAAGUCAACAAGACGGAGGUGAAAAAGUUUAUGCAGCAGUAUUCAUCUGAACAUGAAGAGAAAGAGACUCUGCAGACAGAGGUGGACCGGAAAUCAAGCUGUAUCACUGACCUACUACAAGAGGUGACAAUCUUGAAGCGAGAUUUAGACCAAAUCACUGAUGAGAAGGCACAUGUUACAAGUCAGUUUCAGCAUCUUGACAAUGAAAAAUCGCAGAUGGCAAAUAAAUAUGAAGUUGAGUUAUCCCUGAUGCGUGAUGAGUUUGACUAUAACAUAGAGUCUGCCAAUGAUGCUUUAGAGGCAGAGCAAGCAUCCUGCAAGUCACUUGAGGCAGAGCUUCAGUUGAGGAAUAAGGAACUAGAGGGAAUAAACAAGGAGUUCUCCAAGAGGUCUGAGCAGUACUACAAGUUACAGGAAGAGUUUGCUAAGUUGGAAGCUGAGAGGACAUCAGAGGAUGUUGUUAGAGGGUUACAAGACAGGAAUGAUGAGCUGAGAACAGAGGCUGAAAGGCUGAGGCCACUGUUGAAGGAGAUCGAGGAUAUGGAGGAACUAUUAACGAAGAGAGGAGAGGAAAAUGCCAAACUGAGAGAAGAAAUGAAACAGAUGGAGAAACAGGCCGAGUCAAACCACAGUGUUGUAGUUUCAAGGUUUGACCAGCUGACUGCAGAAAAUCAACUGCUGCAAAAGGACCUGACUGCCAGCCAGAAGAAGAUAGCAGAACUACAUGAGCAGAAUGCCCACCUAAUAGGACAUCAGAACCACAAACAGAAGAUCCAAUACCAUGCUAAGAUUAAAGAGGAGAAUGACAAACUCAGAGAGGAGUUAGUACAGGUGAAACAAGAUCGCAAUCGAUUACAAUUUGAGAUCAACAAAUCCAAAGACAACAAAACUAUAGACACUGGGACCCCUAAUAGAGAAAAGAAGCGAAUUGGCUCAAGUACACACACACCACAUAGAGAUUCAAAACUUUCUCUUAAACCACAAGGGACUCCACUAAAGGAGAAUAUGAUCCCUAAGGCUAAAGGACUGACCCCUAGGGUGGCAACUAAGGGGGUUAAUGUAGGGGAGGAGGGUUCUGGGAGUACAUGA
This is a messenger RNA of Owenia fusiformis, 4115 nucleotides long. NCBI's taxonomy places the organism in Eukaryota, Metazoa, Annelida, Polychaeta, Sabellida, Oweniidae. The record is from the annotation of a GenBank genome assembly.